Messenger RNA from Scomber scombrus (Atlantic mackerel), 4650 nucleotides. It is a transcript of the gene lamp2, whose product is annotated as lysosomal-associated membrane protein 2. Bases 128 to 1450 code for a protein of 440 amino acids. The record is from RefSeq and is a predicted model, not a curated record. Gene Ontology annotation, cellular component: membrane. The transcript has 9 exons. Lineage: Eukaryota; Metazoa; Chordata; Actinopteri; Scombriformes; Scombridae.
CUGUCAUAUGACUUCCAUUUCCUGGUACAGCGGCUCAGCUUCAUCCUAAACGCCGCUGAGUGAGCGUCUCUGUCCGGCUUUCUCUUCUCCUCUCCGGUGUCUGGCACUCUAAAACUAUCAGGCGAUCAUGUCCCGAUAUGCUGCAUUUGUGUUAUUCCUCGCACUGGGAAUUGAACUCCAUCUGUCACGUGGUACUGAGGUGUCGGUCUUGGGCAAAGAUGGCAAGUUAUGCCUGUAUGCAAAUCUAAUGGUCAACUUCUCAGUCUCAUAUGAAGUCACUGGCAAUACGAAUGAAACAGUUGAGAUUGAACUUCCCGUUGAGGUCAAAAGCGAUGAAAGUACAUGUGAUGUCACAAGCUCAGUGCUGAUGCUCAGUUUUGGAGAAGGUCACUCCUGGAGAGUGAACUUCACAGGGAAUGACCAAAUGUACCAGGUGGACUCCAUCAUGUUUUCCUACAAUCUCGGCGACUCGACCCACUUCCCCAAUUCUUUGUCAAAUGGAACCAUGUCAGUGAGCAUGACGCCUCACAUUACAGGCGUUGGCAUGGACACCUGCUACUCUUGCAAGAGUAAAGACGUGAUCCAGUCUGACUCAGUCAAUCAGACACUGUGGAACGUGCUCAUACAGGCUUUUGUCAGCAACGGCAGCAAGAGUGAAAAGAUCAGCACUUGCUCUGCUGAUUUGCCCGUAACCACUGUUGCCCCGCCCACUCCCACCACCACUCCCACCACCACUCCUACCACCACUCCCAACACCACUACCACAGAAGCUCCAAACUCGACUACCAUUGCCCCUCAUAAUACCACCACCCCGACCACCAUCCCAACCACCAUCCCAACCACCACCCCAACCCCUACCCUGCCCCCACCCAUAACCGGGAAGUACAGCAUCAAGCAAGAUGAGAACAGCACAGCCUGUCUGUUGGCCAGCUUUGGUCUGCGGAUUGGUUUCAAGCAGGGAGACAAAUAUCAGGAGAUGAACUUGGAUCCUAAUGGGACCCAGGUCUCUGGAUCAUGUGGAGUCAACAGCAGUGAGCUGGUGCUGACAUCUAACACAAUGACUGUCAUGUUAACCUUCGCCAAUGACACAAAGAAAUUCCGCCUUCAUGCUCUGAACGUCACCGGAAAAACGAGCUCUGGCGUUGUGUUUUCUGAGGGGAACAACAACUUGAGUCUGUGGCAGGCCGCCGUCGGCAGCUCCUACAUGUGCAAUAAAGAGCAGAACUACACCAUCACCGGCCUGCUCACCAUCUACACCUACAACCUGCAAGUUCAGCCCUUUGGAGUGAAGAAGGGCGUUUUCAGUACAGCCCAUGAAUGUUCAUUGGAUGACACCAGCAUCUUAAUCCCAAUCAUUGUUGGCGCUGCGUUGGCUGGCUUGAUUCUCAUUGUAGUGAUCGCUUACGUGAUUGGUCGAAGAAAGACUUAUGUUGGAUAUCAGACCCUUUAAAUCCAGUCUGCAAUCAAUCAGGAAAUAUCACGGGGUUCCCAAGCCUGGUCCUUGGGGUUCAUGUGCAAUCAAAUAAAUUGGCAAAUAACAAUUCAAGAACUUAAAUCUAAACUUGAGACGUAGUUUCAUACACAAAAAAUAAUUUUAUUAUCCAUUUGUAUUGAAGCUUUUGGUCAUCUUGAGACAUGAAAUGCACAUCAAGCAUUUUUAAAUAGCAGCCGCCUGACGGAUCUUUAAUGAUAAAAGUCAGUGUAGAGAUCUGAGGCUUGGUGUUCUCAAGGACCAAACUUGUGCACGCCCCAUGUUUGUGUUUGUUUCUGUUGUUUUCUGGAUGUCUUGUCUUUCCUUUUUCGUUGUUUUUGUUAAUGGAGCAAGUGCAAGAUCCUCACAAACCCUUUUUAACUGUAAGAAAUCACAAUGUAAAAUGACUUUCUUUAUUGAAUGAGACUUCAUACUCUUGUCAGUAUGUUCAGUAUACAAUACUUGCAGUUCUUUUAAUUAUGCAUAUCUUUUAACACUGGAUAUGUUAUAAUUUCAGAAUCUUACAUUUGCUCUGCAGACAUUCCUUUUUUGUUUGCUUUUGUCAUUAUUUAAUCUCUGUGCACAUUUUAGUUUUUACUUCCUUUAUGGUUUGGCUUUUCAUCCCCUGAAAUUAUUUUUAUUGUCAACAUUUAAACAUUUUCCACAGAAUUCCAGCUGGUAAUCCUUUAGAAACUAGAGGAAGAUAGUCGAGCAGCUUUCUUUCUUUGCUCAUCAUUAACAAGGAUGAAGGUCUUCUCCAUUUGGAAAGUUAUUAAAGGAAAUGUGCUUCAGCCCAUGUUUGCCCCUGUAGAGCAGGAGAAACAUUUGAAUUAAUGUCCUGAUUAUGUGGCUCCAAUCAUGAUCAAAAUGUGUGUUGUUUGAACGUUGAUGGGCCUUUUUUUUUUUUUCAAAGAAGACAUUUUGAUAAUGUCAAGCAGUAAAAGUCCAGGUGGGGGUAAUAACACCAACGAUGCUGCUAUCAUUAGUGUUAUUAAUUACACCUGUGCUUCUCCUGCGUGUCAAUGUCGGCCGUUUAAAAAAAAUCAGAAUAAAUCUGAAUAAAAAAAGAUCCUACAGAAAACAUUUUGGCAUUAGGUUUAGAAAAGGGACAGUACUUUUGUGUAGAUAUUCACUGCAGAUCAAUCCGAGAUGAUGGAUAUUUACAUGUAAAUGCACUAAAACGCUCUUCACAUUUUUGCAUAUUUGUGUUGAAACUGUGUCACAUGAUUUCACCUGUGUAUAGGCCUGGGCUUGGCCUGAGCUCUGAAAGAUGCAGCUUGAUCAGAGGCUGUUAAAGCUCCGGAAAAUCAGAUCAGUUUAUGUAUUUUUCUUCAUUAUUGAACAACUGAAAUUUAAGAUCAGCUAACCGACUCAAUCAGGACUGUGUGGUUCUGGUGUAAUCGUGUUUGAUCGGCUAACAACCCCACAGCUACCAUCAGAUUUUGAUUCAGGUAUUAAUAAAUCCUCACUGGUGCAAAGAUGUACACCAAACCAGUGAGAAGAGGACAGAAGCAUUAAAAUCUGCUAGGUUAAAUAUUAAAUAGACAAAAAAUUCUCCAAGUUCUCUGUUUGUUUGUGUUUUUUAAUGUAGGAGACCGUUCUCAUACUGAAGGGACUUUCACAUAUGUUUGGUUCAGUUUAAAUGAACUCUGGUGCCCUUUUGGUUCGAUUCAUUUUGGGUUGGUGUGAAACCUGUUAAUCAAGCUCCAACAGGACUGACAUCAUCUAAAAAAUGAACUCUGGUGCUGUUUGUGACGCAAACAGACCAACCACAAGAUUUCAUGAUAUGUGAUUUUAAGCAUAAAAUCAAAAGUUACUAUUAAAUCCAUCUGCUGAUCCUGAGCUGAUAAGAAAGCGAUCUGUAGGCUAUAUAACUUGCAUUUAUGCAGUGUGGUAACCAUGGUAACACAAAGGAACCACAGCACAUGAGUAUGGAGAUUUUCCCUGAUAAAUGAGAGUUAGACUGGAGUUAAACCAGAAGUGUGUUGAACUCUCUUCCCAUAAUAUUAAAGGACAAAAUAACUUUUUUUUGUCCUGUUUCUCUUCAUCAGUAUUUACGAUGUGACGUUCGAGGUCCAUUUGACUAAUGAUGCUCAAAAUCAGGUUUUUUAUGAGCUCUUUGUGACACCAGAGAACUUAAGUUAACACAUAAAGUUCAGUAAUGUGUGUGUGACUGGCUGUCAGUCACAAAUAAAUAAGUUGCCUGUGAGUCCAUUUGACUUCAUGGUUACAGCUCUCCAUUUGUUUGAAAUACAUCAGUGAGAACAUGAACCUGACCAGAGCUAAAAGGCAGUGGGUUUUUCGUCGUCCCUCCCCGAUUUGAUCCAAAUAAACCAAACGACUGAUGUGAAAGCACCUUAAAAUCUUAAAGUCAGGGAGCUGGUUCAGGGUUGCAGUGAAGCAGUAUCCAGGAUGGAGGCAAGCCCAAGAAUGUGUAUUUUUGUAAUGAUAGUAGACAAAUGUGACACGUUAGUUGCUUUGUGGUGUUGCAUACUUCUAGAGUGCCGUGUACUGUUUGCCUCGUUCCAAUCGGAGCAACGCAAGCAGUUACAUGAAAAUCACUCAUUCUUUGCAUUCAUAAGUUGCUCAGAAAAUUUUGCUUCCCCAGGACAUUGUACACAUGUAUGAAUAAUGGCUUUUAAAUCAAAUGCAGGCUUGUGAUCGUUGCUGUCUUGUUCAUUUCAGCUUUGUAAAAAUUUGAGUUGCCUUAAUUAUAAAGAUGGUUUUGCAGCACUAGUAUAAAAAUGAAUGCACAUGUUAGACAUUUUUGUCAAAGUUCAUCUGCCUUCUCCUCAAUAAAUCAUCCAGUAGAUUUAUCGCCAUGACAAUUGUGCCUUUAGUUAAAGAACAAUCAGUUUUGUAUAUUCAAUAACUCAUUAAUACUGCUGAUCUAUCAUUAUUGGGUAACUUGAUAGGCUUCGGAUCAUUAUGUAAUGCCCCUUUAGGUGUGGAGAACAUUGCACAUGUUCAGCAAAGGGAAAUUUGUGCUGCAAGACCAUCUUCAUCCACAUCAGUUCAUGUGUGUUAAUGUGGAUACAAAUGACUUCUGAUUUCAUCUACAUUGUCAUUCGCUGUUAGUUUUAAUAAAUUUGGAUUUCAGAUAUUGUGUGUCAGACUGACGUGGAGCUUUUUAGCAUUUUUGACAUUCAUGAAAAUAAAAAAUGUGUUGUUGUCCUGGA